UCUUCCAAGAUGGCGACAGAGAGGAACCAACGAGAUAGGAAUGAAAGAAGGGCGAGGCGGGCAAGGAAAUGCCUUUUAGGAAGCACGUGAGCGAGGCCUGCACGCCGCGCCGCGUUUGUGAAGUUUGUUUUCCGGGGGUUCUUGCGAGGCAGAGCACGUGACCAGUGGCCUCGUCUCGGCGCUAUGCCUCACAGGCGGAAGAAACCAUUCAUAGAGAAGAAAAAGGCUGUAUCAUUUCAUUUGGUACACAGAAGUCAGAAGGACCCUUUGGCAGCAGAUGACACUGCACCCCAGAGAAUUCUUUUGCCUACACAAAAGAGAAAUGAUGAAAAACGGAGAGAAGAACAGAGGAAAUAUGGAGUAUUCUUUGAUGAUGACUAUGACUACUUGCAGCAUCUUAAAGAAGCUUCUGGAUCUUCUGAACUUGUUCUAUCGAGCAUCCCAACUCAACAAAACAGGGUUAUAGUGACCACAGAAGGGGAGGUGCAAGAUGAAAUUCAGCGCAUUCCAGCUCCCACUAUUAAUUUGCCUUCAUCGGUGUUUGCAUCAGAAUUUGAAGAGAAUGUGGGGCUAUUAAAUAAAGCUGCUCCUGUUUCAGGGCCCAGACUAGAUUUUGACCCUGACAUCGUUGCUGCACUUGAUGAUGAUUUUGAUUUUGACGAUCCGAACAACCUUCUUGAAGAUGACUUCAUUUUAAAUGCCAAUAAACCUGGGCACAUAGAGCAGGAAGAGGAAGCUUACUGGGAAUCUAAAUCUGGAGAUGAAAAUGAAUGGGAAGACAUGGAGGAAGAGGAGAUGGAUGGAAAAAACAUUUGUAGCGAUGGAGAGUAUGAUUCUGAGGGUCCUUUGUCACAUGACAGUGAAAUUGGAGGAGAGAUGAAAGAAUUUCUUUUCAUGCAUGAAGAGACCAAGAGUCUUUUCACAGAAUACUCUAUGACCUCUGCAGUAAUAAAAAGGAAUGAACAGUUAACCCUUCUGGAUGAGAGAUUUGAGAAGUUUUUUGAGCAAUUUGAUGAUGAUGAAAUUGGAGCAUUAGAUAAUGCAGAGCUAGAAGGCUUCAUUCAAGGUGACAGUGCUCGUCUACAGGAAGUCUUGAAAGACUACUAUAAAGAGAAAGCAAAGGACUGUGUGAAACCAGAUGUCCUUGAAAUCAGGGAAGAUUCAGAGCUACUCUUGAAUAAGACAAUCGAAGAAGCGGAUGAGGAAGAAAAGGAAAUUGUAACUUUAAUUAUAGAGGAACCCAAAGAAAAGUGGGAUUGUGAAUCCAUUUUAAGUACCUAUUCAAACUUAUACAAUCAUCCAAAACUUAUUGAAGUUCCACAAAAGCCCAAACCAGUCAAAGUGUCCAAUAAGACUGGAAUCCCUCUGGAUGUUCUGCCUCAAAGAGGACUUACAGCUAAGCAGGCUGAGCGCAUGCAAAUGAUUAAUGAUUGUGACCUGCCAAGAGUAUCUACACAACCACGUCCCAAAAAUGAAAGUAAAGAGGAUCACAAAGCUAGAAAACAAGCUGUCAAAGAAGAACGCAAAGAACGCAGGAUAGAGAAGAAAGCAAACAAACUGGCCUUCAAACAUGAGAAAACAAGGCAACAGAAAGAGCUGCUUAAUCUGCAACAGAACAUUCAAGGGCUCAAAUUGUCAUAUUAAGACUAAUUGCUUCCUAUGAAGGACAUUGAACCACUGUGUUCUUUGCUGGUAUCUCUGGAAAAGCUACCUCCCAGUCCGAAGUCUGUCUUGUAGCAAAUCUUUACACAAUCUUUGGUACAAAAUAGUGCAGAUUCUUCGGCAUGAAACACAGGGCUCCUUCUACUUUAGAAAGCUGUAUUAUUUGAACAUCCUUGUGCUAUAUUGUAAUGCACCAUCUGACAGAAUCACAUAAUUCCAGAAGAAUCAAAAAUACCUUUAGGAAAAAUAUGGGAUAACUACUGGUUUUAACAGUUUACCACUUAAAAUCAUAUAAAUGAUUGUGGAUUCUCACUCCUGAGAAGAAGUCAUAAGAUGAUUUAUUGUGCAAUUCUGCGUGGAGUUAUUGCAGUCUAAGUUCUUUGAUUUCACUUGGGCUUUGGCUGGAGGAGUUGCAUGGAAUUGCACUGUUAACCUCCUAAUACGUCUCAUGUACUUGUAAGUAGUUGUUUAUUUAGUAUUGUGAAUGGGCAAAGGACUCAAAGACUUGUAUUAUAUAAAUAAAAUGGAGUAAGAAAAACCA
Messenger RNA from Eublepharis macularius, 2203 nucleotides. RefSeq names its product LTV1 ribosome biogenesis factor (gene LTV1). The transcript is spliced from 11 exons. Bases 184 to 1644 code for a protein of 486 amino acids. The record is from RefSeq and is a predicted model, not a curated record. Gene Ontology annotation, biological process: ribosomal small subunit export from nucleus; ribosomal small subunit biogenesis. Gene Ontology annotation, cellular component: nucleus; cytosol; preribosome, small subunit precursor. NCBI's taxonomy places the organism in Eukaryota, Metazoa, Chordata, Lepidosauria, Squamata, Eublepharidae.